Molecule: messenger RNA, 426 nt
Organism: Symbiodinium pilosum
Lineage: Eukaryota; Dinophyceae; Suessiales; Symbiodiniaceae
Source: the annotation of a GenBank genome assembly
GCCCAGCGCCGCAAAAUUGAGCGCGCGCAGCGGGCUGCAGAUCGGCGUGCCAAGUCUGGCAAGCUGAAGGACGUGGUGGCACGCUUUCAGUCUGAUGAGGAGAGUCAGGGGCCAGCAGCGCCCCAGAUGUCCCCCCGCAGUGCCACACUCUUCCGACUGGCCGGGGAGCUACAGACGGCACCUGGGGCCGACACAGCGGCGCUGCUGGGAAUACUCCAGGAGCUUGAGCGAAUCCCGGCCACAGUGGAACUGCUGAGGCGAACUCAGCUUGGCAUCAUCACUCAGCCGUACAAGGACCAUGGCGAUCCCGAGAUCCGCGCCAUCGCAAAGCGACUGAGGCGCAGCUGGAAGGACCUGAUCGCAGCAGCUGCUGGGGAGGCAUCCGCGCAGCAGGCAGCACCGCCACCACCGCCCGCAGAGCGCGAG